Messenger RNA from Cladophialophora psammophila CBS 110553, 297 nucleotides. Its product is annotated as anaphase-promoting complex subunit 11. The transcript is spliced from 3 exons. Gene Ontology annotation, cellular component: anaphase-promoting complex; nucleus. Gene Ontology annotation, biological process: protein ubiquitination; anaphase-promoting complex-dependent catabolic process; positive regulation of mitotic metaphase/anaphase transition. The record is from RefSeq and is a predicted model, not a curated record. The coding region runs from base 1 to 297 and encodes 98 amino acids. NCBI's taxonomy places the organism in Eukaryota, Fungi, Ascomycota, Eurotiomycetes, Chaetothyriales, Herpotrichiellaceae. Gene Ontology annotation, molecular function: zinc ion binding; cullin family protein binding; ubiquitin protein ligase activity.
AUGAAGGUCAAGAUCAAGACAUGGCACGCUGUGGCCACAUGGCGAUGGGACAUGCCCGAGGACGAGGUCUGUGGCAUCUGCAGAGUGCAGUUUGACGGCACUUGUCCUGCGUGCAAGUUUCCUGGCGACGAAUGCACCCUUCUCAUGGGGAAGUGCGGUCACUCAUUCCACAUGCACUGUUUGUUGACGUGGAUACAACAAGAGUCUGCAAAGGGUCUCUGCCCAAUGUGCCGCCAGAAAUUCGAAUGGAAGGACGGCAAUGGUCAACAGGCGGCGGCAGCGGCAGAGACGAGAUGA